Nematostella vectensis (starlet sea anemone) is the source of this 1991-nucleotide messenger RNA. RefSeq lists its product as uncharacterized. Bases 20 to 1891 code for a protein of 623 amino acids. The record is from RefSeq and is a predicted model, not a curated record. NCBI's taxonomy places the organism in Eukaryota, Metazoa, Cnidaria, Anthozoa, Actiniaria, Edwardsiidae. The transcript is spliced from 2 exons.
CUCUCACACUAGCACAACUAUGGCUAGGGCAUCCCACCUAGAGCCUCCCACCAAAAAGCUCUGUGAACUAGCAAAGGACAUCUACAACUCUGAGAGGUUGGCGUGUAUCAUUUGCCAAGACGACAGGGAGACCAGUAACACAUCCCUCACCCUAUUGAGCCGUCUACCCUGUUGUGGACAAUCAUGCCAUCAGCAAUGCUUCUGGAAAUGGAUACACACCCACCGCACCGAACGUAUCACAUGCCCACACUGUAGGUACGUCUUCCCAGAUACGACAAGAGGGGUGGUCUUAUGGGUCGACAGUAACUUUAAACCCAUGUACGAUGACCACCCAGCGGAGCAAAUCAUCGUAGAGGAAAAGACCAAAAUACAGCCAGCCUUCGACCGGUUCAAACAAUUCAUGGCACUCUACCCCGCCCAUUACAGGAGUCGUUUCUUCAUUGGGGUGCUGUGCAGGAGAUGCGACCCUAUAGCCCAAAAAAUAUGCGAAAAGGAAGACCGCCACGACUUCGAGCUCCCUCUCUUACUCCCACGCCGCUCAAUAAGCACCUUCUCCCACCAAUACAACAACCAAAUCACUAAGUACGGUGAGUGGCUUUGGGAAGUAGACGCAAAUAACGAGUAUCAUUGGCUCAGGGAGGAUAUCACACCGCCACCACCCCCAGAGGGGCACGACAAAAGAGCCCAAUACGAAAGCGAUAGGGUUGCCUUCAUGGAGAACGUGGACACCUCACUCUUCCAUCCACAAUCCUACGUCCACGCCUUCAAAGAUUCCUACGCUGCGUGGGCCUUAGAUUUACCAACCGGUAAAUGGGUUUGGGAGACCUACGACGCCACCUUUGUGGUACCACCGCCCCCCUACUCCCACUUCCUAUGGGAGAGGUACGCCCAUGACCCUAUAGGAUGGCGCUCACGCGACCAUCCCUGGAGCCGCGACUACACGGAACAGAACGAUGGCAGCAACAGUGACGAAACGGAGGAUGAGAAUGAAGACAACUCACCGGAAGAUGAAGAUGAAGACAACUCACUACUCCACUCACUACUCAACCCCCCUACCACUUGGGCCGAACGCCAUGGGGAGGACGAGGACGAAGACGACGAAGGGGUGUUAUUGGCCAACCAACCAGCCAACCCACAACACUCGCGCAGAUCCCAACGGUAUCGUGCCAGACAAAUAGCCCUAGCCCUAAUGCAAGUACGCGCAGAUUACCAAAACAACAACAACAACAACAACAACAACAACAACAACAAUAACAACAACAACAACGAAACCGAAGAGGUGGAUAGAGAGGCAGCUACACGGACACCAUCGCCCAACGAGCAACAGGUUGCAAGCGAUGUACGGAACAGUGAACAAGUUGUCUACAACCUACGCAGGGGGAGGACGAUACGCCCCUUCCCCACUAACCAACAAAGAACAAGACAACUCAGAAGACAACCAUCACCCACACGUGUACGGACACCCACGGCCCAAAGCACUGAAGAAACCAGUCGGAACCUGGCGCAACUUAGCCUAUUGCAGCGUAGGGGACAUCCACCUCUCCCGCGACUACGCUUGCGCCUGACGCCACCGCAACCAUCACCACCACAACCAUCACGUAUAACUCCACCACCCUCGGAUCAACAAGGACCAGAGGUACAGUCACAGAUGGAAGCAGGCAACGUACGUUAUAUAAUGGAGCGUAUGUCAGUAAACCACCCAACCUCCCGUUCCUCUUUUGUAGACCCAAGAAUCUACGAACAGGUCAGAGCCCACAUAGACGCAGUGGUACAACGCCAUGUGAAUUCCAUAGAGUCCCCCGCACAGAUUGCACACCUCCCAACGGAAGAAGAGAUAGAGGAGUUCCAGCGCUUUAGUCUAGGACUGAUAAUGGACACUUACUACGAAUAAGGGGUAGCUAAAAAAAAAAAAAAAGUAGUUUUGUAAACAAGACAACUCUCUCUUUACUAUAUCCUUUUUUAUUAAAAAAUUGCACAAACUGCUACAAGCA